UUAAAAACUUGCUGAGCUUUCGUCUUCGUACUCCAGCCACUCACUCACCCACCGGCACGCCGUGGUUUUGCGGGUCGUUUGAUCAAACAAUGGAGUCGAAGUCGAUCACGUGGGAUUUGGUGAUCGGCAUUGCGACGGGGUUCGCAUUGGGAUUGUUGGUGGGAAUGGUCGCGCUCUGCUGCGCCAGAAUCCGUCGGAGGAGGUGUAGGCGGAUACAAUCACAGAAGUCCAUUUCGGCCCAGAAAGACACGGCGGCAGCCGCAGUCGCAGGCAAAGGAGUGAGUAACGGUGGCGCUGACUCCUCCAGCAGCACCCCCACCGUCUCCGAGCUCUCGAAGUUCGGACAGGACUCCCCCAGGAAUUCGGAGUGGAACAACAUGCCCAUGUGGCUGGAGGGACUCCGGCGGAAGAGCCUCGUGUCCGCUUGCGGUAUUCCCAAGUAUUCUUUUAGAGAUAUACAAGAGGCAACUUCUAACUUCACAACAACGAUUGGGCAAGGAGCUUUUGGACCGGUUUACAAAGCCCAAAUGAGCACUGGUGACACUUUUGCCGUCAAAGUUCUUGCUUCAAAUUCCACCCAAGGCCAGAGCGAGUUUUUGACUGAGGUUCUGUUGCUUGGAAGACUACACCACAAGAACCUUGUCAACUUGGUCGGAUAUAUUGCAGAAGUUGAGCAACAUAUGCUUCUUUAUAAGUACAUGAGCAACGGCAGUCUGUUUUCUCAUUUGCAUGAUGAGAAUCAGAAGCCAUUGAGCUGGGAUUUGAGAGUUGACAUAGCUCUUGACAUUGCAAGGGGAUUGGAAUACCUGCAUUAUGGGGCCGUUCCUCCCGUUGUGCAUCGCGACAUCAAGUCUUCGAACAUACUGCUUGAUCGGUUGAUGAGGGCUAGGGUUGCUGAUUUCGGGCUUUCAAGACAAGAAAAUAACGAAACUCGUUCGUCAAAUAUCAGGGGGACAUUGGGAUAUGUCGAUCCUGAGUAUGUGUUGACGAAGAUGUAUACGAAGAAAUGCGAUGUUUAUAGUUUUGGAGUGCUGCUCUUUGAACUUAUUACGGGCAGGAAUCCGCAGCAAGGUCUCAUGGAAUAUGUGGAACUUGCUGCUAUUGACACGGAGGAUAAACUGCGGUGGCAAGAGAUUGUGGAUCCCCGCCUUGAUGGAAAUUUCAACGCAGAACAACUCUCUAACGUUUCUGACCUUGCGUACAAAUGCGUGAUUAGUGUCUCCAGGAACCGGCCUUCGAUGAGGGACACUGUACAGACAUUAUCGUUGAUUUUGACGAAGAGGCAUAACACGGGGAACUACACGCAUUGCUCAACUCCUGCAACCGAAGAAACUUUCAUUGAAAUAGAUCUGCUGGAGAAUGAAGAUGUUUUGAUUGAACGUUGAGGGGGACAAGUUGUUACCAAACUCAUAACCUCAAGUCUUAAAAUUGUACAUCGAACUUGUUCAUGCUUAUUCUUC
Messenger RNA from Pyrus x bretschneideri (Chinese white pear), 1460 nucleotides. RefSeq names its product calcium/calmodulin-regulated receptor-like kinase 1. Gene Ontology annotation, molecular function: protein kinase activity; ATP binding. Lineage: Eukaryota; Viridiplantae; Streptophyta; Magnoliopsida; Rosales; Rosaceae. The transcript has 7 exons. The record is from RefSeq and is a predicted model, not a curated record. Gene Ontology annotation, biological process: protein phosphorylation. The coding region runs from base 90 to 1385 and encodes 431 amino acids.